GUACGUUACACGUUUAAAAGGCCAUCCAUCUCUCAGAGCCGAAGCCACAACCAUUCAAUCACCACCAUCACAACCCCCCACAGCCUCUUGUUUUCACGGUGAGAGAGAAGAAUGAGGGGGAGAAGCUACAGUUACAGCCCAUCACCACCGCCGAGGGGUUACAGCAGACGACGUCGUAGCCCUAGCCCUAAAGGCCGCUACAGAGGAAGCCGCGCUAGGGAUCUUCCGACCAGUCUCUUGGUUCGCAAUCUUCGCCAUGAUUGCCGGCCGGAGGACUUACGCAGGCCGUUCGAGCAAUUUGGUCCGCUCAAGGAUAUCUACUUGCCUAGGGAUUAUUAUACUGGGGAUCCACGUGGCUUUGGGUUUGUUCAGUUUGUAGACCCUGCUGAUGCUGCAGAUGCCAAGUAUCAUAUGGAUGGGCAGAUUCUUCUUGGCCGGGAAUUGACAGUUGUAUUUGCUGAGGAGAAUAGAAAGAAACCUUCGGAGAUGAGAGCAAGAGACCGGGGUCGGUCAUAUGACAGUAGGCGGAGUGGUUAUUCUCAUUCACCACACUGUUCUCAGACUUGCUCUCGAAGUCCAGAUUAUUAUUCACCCUCCUCUAGGAGAAGGCGGUACUCAAGGUCGAUUUCACCAAGAGAUAGGAGGUACAGGGAGCCAUCAUACUCACGGUCUCCCUAUGGUUCAAGGUGCCGUAGCCGAAGUCGGAGUUAUAGCAGGAGCCGCAGUCGGAGCCUGGACUACUCUCGCUGAGUUCUUGAUAGAGUGACUGCCUGAUCAUUAGCUAGAAAAUCUUAAGUUAGAAACUGUGGUAUGAAUAAACAUUGGUACCCCUGUGAGAUGUAUGUCGAUACCAGCUGGCAGCUGCUGUCCUGGUAUUUAAGUACUGUUUGUUCAAGCUUGUUUUAUGGUGAUCAACUUGUUCUGUUUGAAUCUCCUUAUGGGUUUGAAAUGAAUAUUUAUUUUAUUUAUC
Fragaria vesca subsp. vesca is the source of this 970-nucleotide messenger RNA. RefSeq names its product serine/arginine-rich splicing factor 33-like. NCBI's taxonomy places the organism in Eukaryota, Viridiplantae, Streptophyta, Magnoliopsida, Rosales, Rosaceae. Gene Ontology annotation, biological process: mRNA splicing, via spliceosome. Gene Ontology annotation, molecular function: RNA binding. Gene Ontology annotation, cellular component: nuclear speck; cytoplasm. The record is from RefSeq and is a predicted model, not a curated record. The transcript has 6 exons. Bases 112 to 750 code for a protein of 212 amino acids.